AUGUCUCCUCUCAUUGCAGACAAGCCCCUCCUUGGCCCACUCCUUGGCCUCAACACCUGGACCUUUGCCAUGGAAGCACUGCUGUACAUCCGCAGAACCCCCGCGCUUUCCAAAUACAAUGUCAGCUUCGACCCAGCCAUUGUCAAGAAGGAAAAGGCCGAAAAGCUGCCUGCUUAUGUUCAGUGGCCAGCAGACAACUUCAACAACUUGCUUGAGCAACCUACCCAGUUCUACGCUGUGUUGCUCGGUUUGACUGCUUUGGGUGUCAAGGACAAGAUUACUGUGCGUAUGGCAUGGGGUUACGUCGGUCUGAGAUUCAUUCACAGCAUGGUUCAUGUUACCACCAACAAUGUCCUGGUGCGCUUCCCAGUUUUUGCCGCCAGUUCGCUUGUCCUUGUGGGAUUGACAGCCAAGGCGGCCUGGGAGCUUCUCUUCUAA
Molecule: messenger RNA, 438 nt
Organism: Fusarium venenatum
Lineage: Eukaryota; Fungi; Ascomycota; Sordariomycetes; Hypocreales; Nectriaceae
Product: membrane-associated, eicosanoid/glutathione metabolism protein
Cellular component (GO): membrane
Source: RefSeq, a predicted model, not a curated record